AUGUUUUGUCAGAAUUGCACUGUUGAGUUCUUGUUAAGCGUCAAGGCGACCGAAGAUCGCAUCAAGGAUGUCACCCAGCGCGACUUGAAAUCUUCGAACGAUGCCGUGGUACCUGUUGAAAUUGACGUGGACAAGCAAGGUGUAUUGGAAGAAUGCAAGAUGGACAUAUGCAUUGCGAAGCUGUACAAGGGUCAGGAGAUCACCCUCCGUGCUUUGGCGAAAAAAGGGAUGGGAAGUCUCCACGCCAAGUGGUCGCCAGUUGCCACUGUAACUUUUCAUCACGAACCAGAAAUUUACAUCAAUGAAGAGAAGAUGGAAGCUUUGACACUUGCCGAGAAACAGAAUUGGGUUGAAAGUAGCCUCGAUCUCCCACAAAACCAGAGUUUUCCUGUCCCUGCUACUCUUGUUAAAGUCUUCAAACUCGACCCAGCCACUAGCAAGGUGAUGGUGGUCAGUCCGGGCGCCUAUACCAGCCAAGAGCUCCAAAGGAACGUAGAAGCGGCUGGGAUGGCAGAGCUUGUCGAAAUCGCCUGGCGAGAUGACAGUUUCAUAUUUUCAGUGGAAUCAACCGGAGCCAUUGCCCCAGCAAAGAUAUGUGUGGAUGCUGUCAACAUACUGAAGAAGAAGCUGCUUGCAUUGAGGAUUGCAGAGGAUGGAUCUCCAUUGCCAGUUGAUGAUAACGAGCGUGUCUUGCAGGAAAUUUCGUUUCAAGCAACGGAUCAGAGCAGACAACAAGCGCAGCUUGAAUCAGAUAACUUCGCAGAUGGCUUCGCUAAUCUGGAGAUGAAUGAGAAAGCUCCGAAUGAGCCAGACUGGGAUUAA
Messenger RNA from Physcomitrium patens, 822 nucleotides. Lineage: Eukaryota; Viridiplantae; Streptophyta; Bryopsida; Funariales; Funariaceae. The record is from RefSeq and is a predicted model, not a curated record.